GGAAACCUGUGUGUAAACAUAGGCGAGUAUUAUACAGGAGGCGUCCAGCCUGCUUCACCUCCGGAUCAGAUGCUGGAAGGGGCUCAUCUAUAAGGCACAGCGGCAAGCAACAGGGGGACUGACGGGGGCUGCAGCCUGAUCCUCUACAAUUAUGGACCCCACAACUGACAGCAAGCGACUCGGAGCAGUGAAGCUAUCUCGUGUAACUUUCCGAGCCACGAAUCGGGAUAGUGACCCUUCAGCUUUGAAAACUCCCACAGCUGCCCAAAGCUCCAGGGGAACCUCAAAUGUGAAACCUCCGCCAAGUGAAGGAUCCUUAAAACCUACAGACACAAAAAAAACUACACAGUCCAUCAGUCUGUCCGGCCUUCUGGCAGCUCAACGGAUUACAAUGAGACUUAAGAAUCAAGUCGUUUUAAGGAGGAAGGCCAGAGCUCGAACCCCAAACCGCAAGCCCAUCCCCAUCAUCAAUGAACAGGUACCUGCUGGUUCUGCAAAUCCCCCACAAAGGUUCCCAUACUCCCUAGCAAAAGAACUCAUCCAAGAAUUUUUGACAGCAAAGCUAAGAAACGUAACGUACGACCCAAGUACGUCGGCCGACCUCACCAAGAACUUGUGUGAGGACAUCAAGAAAAUGGUCCGCAGAGUCACACCGCCCCGAUACAAGCUCAUCUGCAACAUGGCCAUAGGGAGCAAGAACCAGGAGGACAUUCUGAUGACCAGUCAAUGUCUGUGGGACUCGUACUCUGAUAACGUCACCUCCUGCAGCUUCCAGAACUCUACCAUGUUCUGCGUCGCCACGGUCUAUGCAGUUUACUUUGAGUGAAGCCGUAAUAGACUGUACAUCUCAUGACUCUGGUCCUUUCAAACAUGACAGAUAAAGAAAUAAUAACUAAAGGGCCCCUUUCCAUGGGCCGAGAAUUGAAAAGAUCAUCGCUAACGAGUGUUCAUAGUAACGCGGUGUAAAUGUACCGCCGAUUACCCAAUGAACAAGCGAAACGCUCAUUCAUCGGAUAAUUGGAUCAUUAGUUCAGCACAAAAAAAAAUCGUUUCCCUACAGCAGAUCGUCCUGUGUAAACGCGAUCUGCUGCCGGGAAACGAGUCUGUAUGGGGAAGAGAGAUGGCGUUGGCGAUUGUUCCUCCCAAUACUCUGGAGGAGAUUGAUUCAUCUUGAUGCGCCGGUCUCCUCUGCUAGGGAUCGGCAGAUUGUCGGGAAGGAACGCUUCCUCCCCAACAAUCUGCUUGUACAUCGCCCGUGUAAAGGGACCUCUAGAAGUUACACAGAUUAGUUGGAGCACCUUAAUCCACCCUGCACAUGAAAAAUAAUCCUGGAAGAAUCCGGCACACUCGAGGUUCGACCCAGUAAACCUCCCAAGCAGUAGCAGAUCAGUAGAUAGUUUUGUAUUCUUGAACAGGCUGGAAUCCUGCAGAUUAUAUUUUGGGUCAUUUCAAUUUUUUUGUGGGUUGGUUUUAUUCCAAUUGUGAUGUUUAAGGCCAGGGUAACAAGAGUGCAUUUUGGAUGUGUGACCCGAGCUGACCAUAGGUUUAACUGACCUAAACUCACAGCACAAUAGAUCUCUAUCUAUCUACAGACAAUAGGAUAGCGAAAAUGUAGAAGACGGGUGCCAGGGGCUGUAGAAACAAUCCCAGUUCCUGGAAAUAUAGUGCAAACAUUCCUCGGCACUGCAACAAGUGAAAGAUAUUCUGUGUUUAUUCACCAAACAGCAACGUUUCGGUCUUCUUUCUGGAACCUUUCUCAAGCAGUAAUACAUAACUAAAGUGCAUAGUGCAUAUAAAUAGGGGAGCCAAUUUACAACA
Bufo bufo (common toad) is the source of this 1818-nucleotide messenger RNA. RefSeq names its product dynein light chain Tctex-type 5-like. Gene Ontology annotation, cellular component: cytoplasmic dynein complex; cytoplasm. Gene Ontology annotation, molecular function: dynein intermediate chain binding. NCBI's taxonomy places the organism in Eukaryota, Metazoa, Chordata, Amphibia, Anura, Bufonidae. Gene Ontology annotation, biological process: microtubule-based movement. The coding region runs from base 152 to 826 and encodes 224 amino acids. The transcript has 5 exons. The record is from RefSeq and is a predicted model, not a curated record.